AUGAAUUCUUUAAUAGAACCUCCUGCCUCACCAGGCUUUUCACUGAGAGUAAAGGUCUUUACACCAGAUGCUGCCGAGGAAAAUGAUCGCCCAAUUCGUUGCUUUCGAGUUAUUACAUCACCAAAUAUUACCAUACGAGAAUUUUGCACAGAAGCUUCAAGAGUUCACGAAAUCAAUUAUGGCCAGCCACUUGCGAUCAAAAAGUGUAUGGAUGAUGAAUUAUUUGACGUCACCCAAAACGAUAUGCUAGGACCCCUCUUUCCCAAUAUGUCUACUAUCCGAAUCAUAAAAGCUCCCAACAAACCAAACAUUAGAGAUUCUCUUCCACCAACUUCAGCCCUUCGAUUUAAUCCAAUAAGUGUUCUUGGUCAAAAAAGAGAUAGGUCACCUUUGAAUGGAAAUGCAGAACCCUUUUGGAAUCCCCAAAAACGUCAGAGGACGGCCAUAGAUCCAGAUCACCCAAUUCCUUCUCGAGAGAUAGAGUCAUGGAAUGGCGGAAGGUUGGAAGGGAUCCCGGAAAAGUCAGAGACAACAAUUCCAGAUUCGCAACGGAGUGCUAUCUUAGAUCAUGAGGAUGAGGACAAUGAUGUUGUACCAAAUCUAUCUACCAGUAAUUUAAAUGCGCGAUCUGACAAAGCUCCGAAAGAACUUGUCAGUCUGUUCCAAGAACCUCCGCCACAGAUUCAGGGCACACCAAAGAAUAGUACAGGAGCGAAGAAUGCAAGUUAUCAUAUUCAGAGGGCUACUAACAGAGGCCGAUCUGUUUCGACGACUGCGACAAGUCCUUUGAUAGGCGAACCACAACUUCCUCCUCACAGCCACUCAAACUCUACCAAGAAGCGGAAAUCAAGUACUCCGAAUAAUCGGUCACCUCGGAACGAGAGUGAUAUAUAUGAUGACUUUGGUUCAGAUACUGAGGAGCCAACCAUUCGACAAUCAAAACUCAAGUUUAAGAAAGAUGCGCAAAAAGGAUUGUCUAGUGUUGAGACGUUAGCCGAGUCACCUUCAAAUAACAAUUCACAUCCUUCCAAGGCUUUCCAGUCGAUUUCCACUCCAAACGAGCUCCCUCUAACGCCAAAGAGUAAAGUACGCGAGGAGGCAUUGCGCAAAAGGAAAGAAAGUGAAGAAGCAGCUAAGGUAGCGCGGGCUUCAGCUGCAAAAGCUGCCGAAGAACGUCGACGUGAAUCGGAAAGAGAGGCUAUUGCAGCAAAAGCAGAGCGGAUGCGCAAGGAGAAGUCAGAGGAACGCAAGGCAGAAGAGGAACAGAAACAAGCAGCGAGAAAGCAGAAGGAAGUAGCUGCCCUUGAAGUCCAGAGAUUAAAGGAUGAGAAAGCGAAAUUGCGCAAACAAAUUGAAGAAGACGACAGACUUGAGAAGAUCAAGGCGUUAGAGGAGGCAGCGAAACAAGCCGAGGAGGAGUCUAUAAAGUCAGAGGCUCCUGAAAAUUCUAAGAGAACAUCCAACACUCCACAAGAAAGCAGGAAAGGAACUCCCGUCAACAAAAGAAACACCCCUGCCGUUAUACUUCCUCGUCAAUCAUCCACGCCUCAUUAUCCAAGAGGUAAGAAGUCAUCUUUGAAGACAUCAAGUUCUUCUGAGAGCAUAAAAAGCUCUUCAUCCGGUGACCCACCUCCUAAAGAUACCAGCUUAGAAGCUCAGAUACCAUUGCCAUCGAAGAGCCCUCGGCGUGUUUCCUUUGACCUUAAUGCGACAACCACCCCUGUGAAACCACCUCCCAAGAAGGCAACUUCAAUUGAUAUACCAAAUGGGAACACAACACCCAAGCUUGCUUCUAGUCAAAUCCCAGCGCAAAGUCAGACACCAAUUCCAUUGCCUAAAACUUUUAAACGACCUGAUCGUAGUGCUACUCCAGUCAGACAGCAAUCAUUAAAACCAUCUGCUAUGAACCAACCUCCAUUGACAGCAGCUCGCACAGGUUCGAUGUCGCGCUCCGCAACACCUAAGCCUGUUUCUCUACCAGCACAUAAGAGUGUUUUGACUGAGUCAAAACCUUUACAGAAAAACACUAUUACACCGGAAGCAAGGAAAGCAGUUACUUCUGCGCCCAGCCGACCAUUAUCGGUCAAAGAAAAAUCAAAGUCACCAAUUAAGCCUGCUGAAGUACCGCUUCCUCCAAGCUCCGACAGCUCCGACAGCUCCGACUCGGAAGUUUCUGAAUCUGAAGAAAUGGUCGCUAUCAAGGAAGAGCCGAAAAGAUCGAAUAGUCCUGAGACUCUACAGGUCGAAGAAUCAAAGAAUAGCGAAGAUCAGUCGGAUGAGGAUGUCGAAAUGGGCGAGAAUCAGUCAUCAUCACGCGAGAGUCGAUCCCCGGUUGUCUUUCAUUCCAACGCAGCAUCCAGCGAUGAACGUAAAUCCCGCUCUAAUCUCAAUCAAACGUCGCGUUCAGUUUCUUCCUCAUCCGAGGAUGAAUCUUCAGACGAAGAACAAUCAGAAGACGAUGCGGACGAAAAGCAGAAUGACAUUGAAGAUAAAGCAGAAAUAAAAGAGACUGGAGAAAGUUCCGAAGAUGAAGAUAACAGUGAUAAUGAUGACGAGGACGUGGAAAUGCCAGACGCUCCACCACAGCGGUCCAGUCCGAAAUUACCAAGCCAUGCCCGGAGAAAUUUGGUUUCUCCUAUAAAAACUACAAAUCAACGUAAGACUUCUAGCAGCGAUGGGGAUGACACCCAAGACGAAGUUGAUCUACAACUAACAUCUGAUAUUUUCGAAGCCCAAGGUUCAUUUUCCUCACCUGCCAAAAGACCAACGAUUAAACCAUCAUUUAAUUUUGGCGCAAGUUUGUCUUCACUUAACAGCCAGAAAGGAGCCAUGUUUAAAUCGAAACCUUUGACAAAUGGUCAACUUGCAAAAUCUAAAUUGCAACUUUCAUCUCAAAUGAUAAAGAAUGAAUUUUCGGCAUCGGAAUCCGAAGAAGAAAGCGAUAGUGAUGAUAGUUCCGACAAUGAUGACGUUCAAAUUCCAGCAACCUCACAAAUUAUCCAACCUUCAACCCAAAAUAAUGGUUUCAUCUCAACAGCGACUAAGAAAAUUCAAGAUGCCGGUAGUGAUUCUGAUUCUGAUUCUGAUAGUGUUUCGGAUUAUGCAGCAGCAGCAAUGGAGGAAGCGAGAAGAUCAUUAAUGGCGGAGGUUCAUCAAAGUGGAAUGACUGCUAGCCAGAAUAAUAUACUACAAAGUUCGCAAAUCUCGGCUAAUGGUGGGGUAGGAAAAGGAAAAGGGGAGACUGGAGUGCUUGGCAAGACAAAUGGAAGUGCGAAGGGUUCGAGGACUGCAGGGAAGGAAUUUGCUAAGAAAGGAAGGGAUAGGAUUACGAAUGGUUAUGAUUUUAAGAAUUAUGGAUCUUUUAAUUGA
Molecule: messenger RNA, 3369 nt
Organism: Sclerotinia sclerotiorum 1980 UF-70
Lineage: Eukaryota; Fungi; Ascomycota; Leotiomycetes; Helotiales; Sclerotiniaceae
Exons: 4
Coding region: 1-3369 (1122 amino acids)
Source: RefSeq, a predicted model, not a curated record